Molecule: messenger RNA, 545 nt
Organism: Dermacentor andersoni
Lineage: Eukaryota; Metazoa; Arthropoda; Arachnida; Ixodida; Ixodidae
Source: RefSeq, a predicted model, not a curated record
UUCAUGGGCUGAUUAGGACACAUUCCAAGAUGCAAUUUGUUUUCGUGUUUUCUCUGCAGGAAACGCAACAAUCUUCAACCUCGUAACCGCUGCUGUUUCCGCACUAAGCCUCGGGAGCGACAUCAUGCUGCUCAAGUCUGUCUACUUUGGAAGCACGAUGCCACCAGCCACAACUGGUAACGACGGCGUACCGAAGGGGACUCUUAAGAUAAUGCGGCUGGCACUCUGUGCCAAGGCGCUUGUCGUUACCUUCGAAUUUUUUGCGGCGAUUUUUGACGGCUACAACUGUGCCCAAGAUGAGCAUGUUUUAACGCUGUUUUUAUGUGGAGCUACCAUCGCCACUGCCAUUAAGGUGAGUCUGCAUGUAAAUGCGCAGUCAUUGUUACAUCUCAGCGCCAUAUUCUCUACAGCUAUGAUACACGUGGAAACCAGUGUGAUUCAAGGCGCAGUGUGUUGGGCCAUAUCAUACAGUCAGCGAGGUUUUGCAAGUAAACCGAAAUACGCAGAAAGCUGACCUUUCUUUCAAGGAGUGUCGGUUUGAGAUU